AUGGCAGUAAAUAUGGGCUUGAAAAUGAAACUAAUGGAUGUUGUCACCGCUUACCUGUAUGGUAACUUGGAUUCGAACAUAUACAUGAAGGUUCCAGAAGGUAUCCCUGUUCCGAAUCAUGAUAGAGCAAACAGGGGUCUAUACAGUGUUCAACUUCAAAAGGCACUGUACGGACUUAGACAGUCUGGUAGAAUGUGGUACAAUCGCUUAAGCGAUUUCCUUCAUGAGAAGGGCUAUACGAGCAAUAAAGAUUGCCCAUGUGUUUUUAUACGGCGAUCCCAAGAUGGAUUCUGUAUAAUCUCGGUGUACGUGGACGAUUUAAACAUAAUCGGUACACCUGAGGAUAUUGAGGAAGCGAGUUCCUACCUGAUGUCGGAAUUCGAGAUGAAGGAUUUGGUUAAAACCAAGUUCUGUCUAGGUCUACAACUUGAACAUUCCCCUGAUGGGAUUCUAGUGCACCAGUCGGCCUACACCCAGAAGGUGUUGGAAAGAUUUGGAUUUGAUAAGGCAUAUCCUUCUAAGAUCCCGAUGGUCGGGAGGUCUAUACAACCAGACAAGGACCCGUUCAGGCCAAAGGAAGAGGGGGAGGAAACUCUGGGACCAGAAUUUCCUUACCUGAGUGCAGUUGGAGAACUCAUGUAUCUCGCAAACUGUACACAGCCAGACAUAGCGUUCGCCGUCAGUUUGCUUGCGAGACUUCAAUCCACUUCAUCCCCAAAUCGAUCCAGACCACAUCCGCCGCCAACCCUAGCCACACCCCCACCGCCGCCGACCGCGCCCUCCACCACACCACCGCCGCCACCGCCGCCCCUGUCGGCCCCAACCACUGCCCGCUGCUGCUGCAGACUCCACCCUCCACACCCCACCGCUGCAGACUGCCGCCGCCGCCGACCCCACAUCACAGCGCCGCCGAGGACACGGACGACGCCACCAGCGCCGGCCAGCCACGUCGCGGAACCACUCCACCGGCGACCACCCUCCUCCACCGCGAGCUUGGUCCACACCGAGCAAGCCUUCUCCCCAGUAUCGAGCGGGGCAGCUUCCUCUACGUCGUCCCCCCCAGCAGCGGGGCGUCCUCCCUCCAGCGAGCGGCUCUGUCUCCUCAGCAUCCUUUCCCUAGGCAGCUGCGUCCUAUACUUCCUUUCACCAGAGUCCUCUAAUCCUCUUCAUAGCAUGCCUCCUAUUCGUCCUCUGCACCAAGCAGCGCUGUGUAGACUACGUCUGGAUAGCACCUCAUCUCCAUCCCCGCCCCCAAGCAGUGUCGCCUCACCUCUACUUCCCCGCCUGAGCAAUGACACCUACGGUCUCGGCUUCACCGCCUCCUGUACUUCUCAACCAACGUCUGAUUUACUCAGCAAGGAAGGGAUGUGCUACUGUAUAAUGUUUAUCGGGAGCAUGGUAGCCCAGUGGCAAAAGCUUCUGUGUAUGCAGUUGGAAGCAGGUUUCCCAAGGGUACACAAGUUGAUGGAGUUCUGGAAGAUCUGCAAGCUGCUGGAGGUUUGGAAGACCUACAGUUAAUUUGGUCAAGUGAUAUAUCCCUCGGUUGCUGAACCCAGAGACAUUGGCAAGUUUUACUAUGCUUAUUUGGUGGUUGUUUUGGUACAUAAGCCAUUUUAUUUUCAUUUUGGUUGUGUGACACAUCUAAAAACAUAUGUACAGAACCUUUUGUGGCACAACCUCCUUGUAUAUGGUCGUUUCAUACAUGUAUCUAGAAACAUAUGUAUUUGGUCUGGCAUGUGUUAUUGAAUGAAGUUUAAGGUUGGUUGAAGUGUA
This is a messenger RNA of Triticum dicoccoides, 1773 nucleotides long. Its product is annotated as mucin-7-like. Bases 1 to 1518 code for a protein of 505 amino acids. The record is from RefSeq and is a predicted model, not a curated record. The transcript has 5 exons. NCBI's taxonomy places the organism in Eukaryota, Viridiplantae, Streptophyta, Magnoliopsida, Poales, Poaceae.